Myxocyprinus asiaticus (Chinese sucker) is the source of this 10163-nucleotide messenger RNA. RefSeq names its product alpha-1A adrenergic receptor-like. The record is from RefSeq and is a predicted model, not a curated record. Gene Ontology annotation, biological process: positive regulation of cytosolic calcium ion concentration; regulation of cardiac muscle contraction; regulation of vasoconstriction. Gene Ontology annotation, molecular function: alpha1-adrenergic receptor activity. The transcript is spliced from 2 exons. Gene Ontology annotation, cellular component: membrane. Bases 244 to 1764 code for a protein of 506 amino acids. Lineage: Eukaryota; Metazoa; Chordata; Actinopteri; Cypriniformes; Catostomidae.
ACCGGUAGAGACACUGCGGAGAACUCACCGGACCGAGGCGAGUUCUGCCCAUCAACUGGACUUUAUACAAGGUAUAAGAUUGUGGACUUCUCUUAUUACGCGCUUGUGACGCAACAGAGCUCACUGAUCAUUUGAAACUGGUCGUUUUCAUUUCUUUCCUUUUCUUUGGAGAAUAAACAGCAGUUGACGAAUUUACAGCUAAAAACUUAUCUUACCUUGGCAUGGAGGUUGUGUAUAGGCAAGAUGAAUUCUGAUACAGAUCAUGCCCUGAACUUACUGAAUAAUGGUUCCGCGGAACUCUAUGCAGAACUGCAAGUGUCAUCUAACGUCUCCAACUCGAGCAGCGCAGGAAACGGGACCGAAGCGAGCUCUUUCAGCCUCGCUCGUGCGGUACCACUGGGCAUGGUUCUGGGCGCUUUUAUUGUGUUUGCAAUCGUUGGCAACAUUCUCGUCAUUAUCUCCGUUGUGUGCAACAGGCACCUGCGCAUCCCAACCAACUACUUCAUCAUUAAUUUAGCCAUGGCAGACCUGUUGCUGGGCACAACCGUCCUGCCAGUGUCCGCCACACUUGAAAUUCUCAACUACUGGGUUUACGGGAGGAUUUUCUGUGACAUCUGGGCCGCGGUGGAUGUCCUCUGCUGCACUGCAUCCAUCAUGAGCUUGUGCGUCAUUUCCAUUGACCGCUACAUUGGGGUGCGUUACCCUCUGCAGUACCCGAGUAUUGUGACAGAGAAGCGUGCGCUCCUGGCCAUGCUGGGCGUUUGGGUUCUUGCCAUUGUCAUAUCCAUAGGACCAUUACUCGGGUGGAAAGAGCCGCCUUCAGAGGAUGACACCGUGUGCCUCAUCACAGAGGAGCCGUUUUACGCUCUCUUCUCCUCCCUGGGCUCCUUCUACAUCCCUUUGGCGGUCAUUCUGGCCAUGUACUGCCGCGUGUAUGUAGUUGCUAAGAGAACCACUAGAAAUCUCGAGGCUGGAGUGAUGAAGGAGCGCAUGGACUCCAAUGAGCUGACGCUCCGGAUUCACUAUAAAAGCCCUUCUCAGACGCAAGAGGACUGCAAAGGCCACCUGAGGAGCUCUCUGACAGUGAAACUACUGAAGUUUUCCAGAGAAAAGAAAGCGGCUAAAACUCUUGGGGUUGUUGUUGGCAUGUUCAUCCUGUGCUGGUUGCCGUUUUUCCUCGCGCUACCCAUUGGGUCCUUUAAUGCCAGUUUACGUCCUCCUGAGACAUUCUUCAAAGUGAUAUUCUGGUUGGGCUACUUUAACAGCUGCCUGAACCCCAUCAUUUACCCCUGCUACAGCCGUGAGUUCAAGCAGGCCUUCAUUCGCAUCCUGUGGUGCCAGUGUCAGCAGAGGAAACAACAGGGUUGCAGGGCGUACAACUACCGCUCACAAAAUGUCUCCGCAAACCAGGCCUAUGCAGACACCAGCUCGAUUUGCAUGAAUGGCAGUCAGCAGACCCUGGCUUCAGUGCAGCCCAGCCCAAGGCUAUGCAGCAGAGGUGUAGACUCUCGUCCAGCAUCACGCGUUCUUCCAGGCUGGGGCCCCUGCACAUCCUCUUCCUCCUUUUCUGGUCACCCCUUCACUAGUAUGAUUAAGCCCGGCUCUGAUGCAAUGAGCCAGAGUCCCUGCAAACCCAGCAGAAUGACAUUGCUGUUCCCUAGUGGGCCCCAUGACAAAGGACCUCAGCAAGCUAAUGGACAGAAUGGGAAGGGAGAGGCAGAGCAUGGGACAAAAUCCAGGCCCACACCUGAGACUACAAUGUAGUCAAUAGUGACUUUGAUGGCAGUUAUUUCUCUAUUUUUAGUUCUUCCUGGUUGGAUCUGAUUGAUUAUUGUAUAUUGAUAUAAACUGCAUAGGGCAUCUUCUUAUGCAUGUGUGCAUUGUGAGUUGCUGUAGCUAUAUUAAACAGAUGGGGUGUAAAUCUCCCCCUUUUCAAAACCUGUAUGUGUAUUAUGUGUACAUACUGUUGUAUAUUUAUACAUUAUGAAGAGUGUGUAGUUUAUAAGUGUUUUGGUGCACUGGAGAUUACUGUAGUAACUUGCAUGAAUAAAGGGAUGAGCUCUGCACCUAGAUGUGCUCUGAACAAGCUAAGCAUCAAUGAUAAAAUUUGCUCACUGGUCUGGUAACUUCCUUUCGAUUAUUUCCCUUUUUGGUCUUCAUGCUGUCUUAGCCAAUUCUUAAUGUUGUGCCAGUUUUUUUAAUAAUGCUUAUUGGGCUCAUGGGCUGAUCAUGAUCCUUCAGUUAGAUUCACAGUUAGAGAUAUAUCCAUGACUCCUUGUGAUCUGAGGUUCUGUAUGUGAGGGCACUCCCCUGUCUGAUUUUAAUUUUCUGGGUCACAAUAAAACUUUUUAAACAAAUGAACAGAUGGCAUGAGAAGCUAAUAUAUAAUUACAAGAUCCAAGACACAAACCAACUUGUAUUAAAUACAUUGUGCCUGCUCUGAACCAGCAAAAAUGGUUAGCCCAUGCCAUGUGUGUGUGUGUAUUAUACAAAAAUACUUCUGUAUCCUAUGGGAGGAUAUACAGGACUAUUUUCAAACAAAUUGCAAAUAGCAUUUGCAAUUGCAUUUUCUAUUUGUGGAUGCAUAAAUUGUGACAUAAUCCAAAUGCAAUUGCAAAUUCGUACAAAGUCUGCCAAAUUUCAAUUGGAAAGCAAAGUCCAUUUGCAAUUGCAUUUCCUAUGUCUUACGAUUUAUGACCCUGUCAUACUGACAAUGCAAUAUUAAUUACCCCAUUUCCUAUUUCACUUCCUCGACGUCCCGUAUGGAGCCUACCAAAAUUCAAAUGGAAUCGCAAUUCCCUUUGCGCUUGCACUUCCGAUGCCUUACACAGACACCUGACAAUCAGUACUGGGGGUGGGAGUUUAUCCACCUUAUUUUGCAACGUGGAAGUAAGCAGCGGCUGCAUUUCCGGUGAAUGUGGCAAAGUUCCGCUGGCAUUGACAGCAGUGUAAAUAACUAGAAGGUAGAUAUAAUAGCGGCACCCUAGUUUCACUGAAAAAUAAGGUGGAUACUAUUUGGCGUGUUUGUAUUGGAAGUGACGUCAGUCACAAUCCACUGCAUUUUAGAGCACCUGCCGCCUUGCUGUCAACGGCCAAGAAGGAGAUCGUAAGUUAUGCCUAUAACUAUGGAUCUAUCCAGCUAUCCAGUGUGAUAGACGCUGUUUCGAAACUGGGUGUCCAGUAUCCUUCUUAUUAAACCAUACAAAUAGUUGGGUGUGUGAAUGUCUUAGGGGAUGUGUACGGUCAGUGUAACAGCAUAGUGCUCAGACUGGGCAUAAGGUGGGUAGAUCAAGCCCUGUACCCAGGAGAGACGGGUCAGGUUGAAAUGCUGCAAGUUCAAUUACUUGAUUAAUUGUACUGGAAUUACGAACCUUAGGUAGGAAAGCCGGGUUUGGCCAAAAGGAGACUCCUGAAUAGUCUGCUUUCCAUCUUAAACAAUCCUCACCUACUGAUAAGGAAUGUAACUCACCCACUCUUUUGGCUGAAUAUAUAGCAAGAAGGAAAACAGUUUUCAGUGUUAGCAACUUAAAAUCAGCCUGGGCUAUUGGCUCGAACAGAGCUUUUGCAAGGGAUUGAAGGACCAUGGGAAGAUCCCAUAAUGGUGACCUUAAAGGUUUUCCUGGGUACAGACGGUGUGCUCCUCUGAGAAAUUGAGAAAUCAGAACAUGCUUUCCAAUCGUUAAGCCUUCAACAACAUCAUGAUAAUAACUUUGAAAAUACACGUCACCUGCUUGAAUAAUUGUCCGAAGUGGAGCACUUUUUAUGGUCCUCAAAACCACCUCAUCUAACUCCUUAGAGAGGGGUUGAGUAGAGGCCAAACCCAAAACUGUAGUGUGGCUGGGUUCGAGUGCCAAAUCUGGCCCUUCGCCUGAGAGAUAGCGUUUCACUCAUGAGAUAGCGUAUCUAUUCCCAAAGGCCCACCUUGGACGCUCAGUGAAAACCACAUCUUGCAGUGUGUUGUCUCUGCUGACACGAACAGGUCUGUGUGGGAGUCCAUAUUAGGCGCACCACCUCUGGAUGUAACCGCCAUUCCCCUGGAAGAGGCCCAGUCCAAGACAGGAGAUUGGCGUCCUGGUUUACAACCCUGGGUAUGAAAACUGCUCUGACUGAGGCAAACCUUGGGAAGGCCCAAAGCAGAAGCUUUCUGGUUUCCUGAAGGCAUCACAGUGAUCUCAUGCCACCCUGGUGAUUGAUGUGAUAUACGGCAGAUAUAUUGUCCAUCCUUACUAUGACAUGCUUGCCCUGUAGAAACGGAGUUAGGUACCUUAAGGAGAGAUGAAUUGCCCUCAGCUCUAGCACAUUGAUAUGUUCUGUGGUCCAGGGAAAUACCCAUGAACCCCUGAUUGUUCUGCCUUGCCAAAUGGCUCCCUAUCCAGUCAGCGAUGCAUCUGUAGUCACUACCGUUCUUCUUGCUGGGAUAUUUCCCAGAGAAAUGCCUUGAGACAGAAACUUUUUAUUCGUCCAUGGACGUAAAGCCUGGAUACAUUUUGGUGUGACUCUUAACUUCACUCGUCUGUCCAACUUGGGAUGAAGUCAGAAUUUGUUCAUCCACCAUUGCAGUGGCCAUGCUCUGAGAAGCCCCAAGGGUACUACCUUUAUUGCUGCAGAUAUCAUGCCCAUUAACCUCUGGAACUGAGCCAAUUCUAUUCGCUUGCCUAAGCAGUGAGCUUGUGCAAGGUAGUCAAUUUUGCCACUCUCUGUGGAGUCAGAGAGACGGUUAUUGUCAAGGAGUUCAAAAUUAACCCGAUGAAUACUGCCUACUGUCGUGGCUUGGUAUUGCUCUUCUCCCAAUUUAUACUGAACCCCAGAUCUUGUACAUGGUUGAUAACAGUUUCGUUGUCUCUCAUGACCUGAUGAUGAUUUGGUGCACAGAUCAACCAGUCGUCCGAGUAUGGGAGGAUCUUUAGGCCAGCAGCCUGAAGAGGACGGAGGGCAGCCGACAGUACCCUGGUGAAGACUCAGGGAGAAUUCACUCAUUUCCCAUCCCUAUGUGUGUGUGUGUGUGUGUGUGUGUGUGUGUGUGUGUGUGUAUAUAUUUUCAAACCACCUAACAUAUAGUAAAGAAUGGCACAAUCCAGCUGUGCACAGCCGUAGCUGCCUAUCAACACUCUGCCCUGGUGAACAGGAGUGUACAGAAUGAAAAAAUAUAUUAGUAUACUUUGAAUCUUCCAAAGUUUAAACACAGUUUGCUAAUGGAGGAAAAUGCCUAUUCUGUGCACGAACGCUCAGAACUAACCAAGCAAAACAAACCCCUCCGCAGCAAGCUGCGGAUCAAUGGGGAGAGCUAGAGCUUGGAAAACAAAUAUUCCUGCAAAGCAAGAAUUAGUAUAAACAAUGCACAAACACAAAAAAUAGCAAUGAAUCAGACACUCACUUUGUGACUUACCUAGUAGGGUAUAGAAAAAUCCUCAGGGGCACAAGGGGCCUGCAAUAUAAGUUAUAUAAGACACUGAAGCUUUAAGGCAUGUAUCGAGUACGCAGCACAAUUUCCAAUGAUGCCCUGUAUCGAAGCGUGAAUUGGAUUAAGUGAUAAGCUGUUUCCUUACAAAAGUGGUGUAUUCAGCAUCAUGACGUCCUCUUUUCUCCUCACCAGUGUACCGCCCAUAGAAUGUCUAUUGGACCGCUGUAUUACGCUAUUCUAAGCUAACCUUGUAGGCUCCCUUUUGGAAGGGACCUGGCCUGACUGUGCAGUAUCGUGAGAGCUUCAAGUUUAAGUCUAAUUAGAAACAGUUUUCAUAUUACAUUAUCAUAUAUCCUGUCUUACAAAUUACACACUAUUUAAUUGCCUCAAACAACUCUGUUAGUCAUAUUUAUGUAUUAUUAUUAUUAUUAUUAUUAUUACAUUGAAUCAUAUUCACUCUCAUUGAAAUGUCUGCCACACUUUAUCAUAUUAUCAGAAGCUUAAAAUGAACACUUAGCAUUGUAAGGCUUUUAUUUGUGCAUAAUGGGUCAAAACUUUAACAGGUGCUCCAUUCAACGGAGUUCCGCACCCGGGUUUAUGACUGCUUUAUAUUUGACCAACCAUCAGAUGGUUUUUGACACUCCUGAGCCUUAGAAACCUUUCCUGAAACACUCAGCAGAAAGCAUCAGAGAUUCACUCAUUUCCCAUCCCUAGUGGAAAGUUUAAAUAAAGUAAUGUACACAAACACAGUUCUCCUUCUUGGCCAUCGACAGCAAGGCAGCAGGUGCUCUAAAAUGCGGUCGAGUGUGACUGACGUCACUUCCACCCUGGUGAAAACAAUAAAUAUUUUAUUGUAUUUCAAAUAUAUUUGCUUUUUCAAUAGUACAUUGCAAAUAUAUUAACAAAGAAUUGUACCAUCUUUAAAUAUAUAAAAAGUAUAUUAACAUCAUGCUUUUACCUAUUUUCACAAUAAAACUUUAAACACACUUUAAAAUAAUUGUAAUGUAGUAUAUUUUAUAAAAAUAUAUUUUAGAAAAACAUACUUAAAAUGAAAGUUCCGUGUAAUUUUUAAAGUGUACUUAUUUGAACUUUAUUUUUAAAUAUAUUUUAGGUAUAUUUUAAACUGUAUGCUCAAAGUUAUCAUUUUAACAAUGCACCGAAAGCAUAUUUUAAAAAUACAUUAUUUAAUGUCCUGAAGUUGUAGUAUAUUUUAAGUUACAUUUGAGUGUAAUUUUUAAGUUUACUUAUUCAUGCUUGGAAUUCACUUCAUUACUUGGACAUUUCUUUCAGAAAGUGUUAAAAUGUAUGACUAAUGCGUUGCAAGCCCAUUUUUUAACAUAUUUUUAAAUAAAGUGUAUGCAGUGUACAAAUGGCUACUCUUGUAAUUGUGAUUUCAGUGUAAGUAUGUUUAUUAAUUUACAAUGGCAGAGAAGUAUCAUGUUACAAUCGUACACACAAAUCCAUGAUAAACAAAACAAUGUGUAAGAGUAUGUAAUGUUGAUAGUAUAUUGUACAAAGUAGUAUAGCUAAGUAAUAACAAAGUAUACUGUUAUUGACUACUAAGUGUGCAUUUUUUUAGUAUUUGGAAUUAGCCAAAAGUAUAACAGAGCAUAUAUUUAAAAAAAUAAUAUAUUCAUGAUAUAUUGCUAGUAUGUUUGGAAGACACUCAUAAUAAAUUUGUAAUGUACUUAUAACACAAUUAAGGUACACUUUAAUUUCACUAAUCAAGCAUGUAAUUAGUCCCUACACAAGCAUAUAUUUAUACUUGAAGUUGUUCCACUUUAGCACACAAAAGUACACUAAAUACACUUGAAAUUGUGCUUUACUACAAUUAAAUUACAACUAAAAUAUACUUAUUACAAAAUUAGUUGUUCCAAAAUAGCAAACUUCAAGUUAACUAUUAAUUAACACACUUGAAGUAUACUGAUCAUUAGUCUGUCUGCAAGUACACUGAAGUAUGCCCAAAUUUAAUAUACUUAGCAUAUUUAUUUUUCACCAGGGCAAUUACAAACACGCCCCACAGUAUCCAACUGAUUUUUCAGGGAAACUAGGGUGCCACCAUCAUCAGCCUUGAAUGUGGACCACUUCUGGUAUACAUUAUACUACUUUAUAUUACAAUCUGGCAAUAAAUGUCGGCAUAUUAUUAUCAUUAAUUACAAUUGUCAUAAACUCAUUGGUUUUGAGCACAUAUAGUUGUACCGUUUAUCACAUUUUGCUAUCUUUUAUCACACACUGUUGCACAGGCAGAAUGAAUGAAAUCAGGUGCUGACAGGACAGUCCUCUGCGCCAUCUGGCAUGCCUCCACAAACUUUACACAACCAGCAAAGAGCAGAAAGAUGCCGGGAAAAUGCUGCUUCAACUUUCUUUGCACCAAAUCUGCAUUUUGUUUUAUCUUGGCAAACUAAUAAACACAUUUUACUCUCCGUUCUUUACAGAGAGCAUUCUCUUAGCGGUGCAUAGUAAACAGACACGCAGAUCACACAUUCAGCAUGACUUAUGAAACAUCACCUUUGGAAAUAACUAAAUAAAGCAUCAUCGGAGGUAAUGCAGGUACAGAUGAACGGAGGUUUACAUGAAGACAAGAAAGACUGCAUCGUCACAAUCUCGGUAAAGUAAGAAGCAGAUUUUAUUACCGUCUCUUCAACACAACACACAGCAACAAGUGAAUGAUUUACUUACUCUUUUACUAUAAAUGCUGAUGUUAGAAAAUUAUCCAGUAUUGGCACAUAAGUCUACUGUACAUCCUAUGGUUGUGUUAUAGUUUAUAAGCCCAUAUCACCAAAUUCUGGUACUAUAACCAUUUAGUUAUUUACACUGCAGUGCCAGCGGAACUCUGCCACAUUCGGCAGAAAUGCAGCCGCUGCUUACUUCCGUGUUGCAAAAUAAGGUGGAUAAAAUCUGUUGUAAGUGCAAAGGGAAUUGCAAUUCCUUUCAAAUUUUGGUAGGCUCCAUACGGGAUGCCGAGGAAGUGAAAUACCAAACGGGGUAAUUAAUAUAGCUUUGUCAGUAUGACAGGGUCAUAACUCAUAAGACAUAGGAAAUGCAUUUGCAAAUGGACUUUGCUUUCCAAUUGAAAUUUGGCAGACAUUGUACAUUUGUGUAAAUGAAAAUGCAAACGGUAAUAUGCAAUUUGCAUUUGCAUUUGGAUUAUGUAAUUUAUUAGUCCACAAAUAGAAAACGCAAUUGCAAAUGCAAUUUGCAAUUUGGUUUGAAAAUAGUCCUGAAAAUCCCCCCAUACGUUUUUGUCAUUAUGUAUUUUAAUCUGAACAUCUGAUCAUUGAUUUUAUGUUUAACAUCCAAUGCAAGCUAUUCAUUGGAUUUAGAAGAAGAAAAUAUUUUUACAAGAACAUUUCAUUCAGCCUUAACUGUCUGUUUUCUCCCAUUUUAAAGUGAAACAUCAGUGGUAUAAGAAUAAAGAGUGAUUUUAUUUUUUGUGAAAAAGUGAGCAUUUCUCCUUAGAUGUUUUUCUCCUUCACUUUUGUACAUUUAAUUUACAAAGUGGACCAUAUAUAAUGUCUCCCUGUAUUUAGAGGCUUAUUGUGUAUUAAUAUUGUAUGCUUUAGAACCAAAGACUUACUUUCUAAUGCAUUUCCAGCGCAUAUAAGUCUAAUGAAGAAAUACAUUUAAUUUGUGGAGGUCUAUGAUUGUGCUUUAUUAGACCUAAAAACCAAGUCUUUUGAAUUGUCCACUCUACAUAAAAGAUUUAUAAAGCUGAUACAUUAAGCACAAUGCAAAAUACAUUCAAUGGUGUGUAUACAGUUUUUUGUGAUGAAAAGGAAGGUCUUUCAUAGUAUACUCAUCAGGUUUUAGUGUAAUCUGAUUACAAAGUAAUUCGUAACUGUAAUGGAAUUACUUUUUAGUGAAAAGGUAGUAAGGCAGUACGUUUUAAAUUAUAGUAAUCAGAUUACAGAAACUUAUGUUACAUUUUAAGUACAUUACUUGGGUUACACAUUUCUAAAAUAGUAUUAUCAUGCUAGAACAGAAAAAAAGGUUCCUUCCCAAAACUGUUACUAUAAAUUUGGAAGCACACAAUUCUGUAGAAUGCCACUGUAUGAUGUAGCAAUAAGAUCUGUCUUCACUGGAAUUAAUGGAAUAGCCAAACAUGUUUAUUAAAAGAGGGUGUCCACAAACUUGUGACAAUAUAGUGUAUUUACAUAUGAACAACAUGUUCAUAUGUAAAGAAACAGAAAAGAGAGAGAGAGAAAAAAAAACAUGUUUUAUGAGACAAAGAAAUGAGCAUAGAUAAAAGAACAGUUUUUGUGUUCAUUUAAACGUCUCGCCAGUAGUCACUCUUUUACAGAAGUGAAAAUAAGCUCUAUACUAGACAGUUUUAGACAGUUGUUCGUCUGGUUUCAAUGCUGUUUGUAGGACUUUAUUGGUCAAUAAGUAAUUGUACUCCUCAAACAAAUUCUUUGUGCUUCUUUGAGCGCCAAAUUAUGUGAUUUUAUUUAAGUUGCUUAUUUUGUCACUGAGUUCUAAACUAUUCUCCACUCAUUCUUGAAGUAAAUUAUGGAAGAGAGAAUGCCAUACAACUGACUGUUUUCUAGAUUAAUGCUUACCUUACAACAUGAAAAAACAUUUGAACUCGGAACAGCUUUUUACAGAAUGUUCCUGUAAUUUAUUGAUUACUUCUUAAUUCUUAAUUAUAUAAUCACAUAAUUAUAUUGAUUACUGCUGUGCUCUAAUGGCUGAAUAUGGACAAAAUUCACAGUUCACAUAGUGUGGCAUACUGCUUGCAACCAACUGCAGCUACUAAACUGCA